Molecule: messenger RNA, 2427 nt
Organism: Cordyceps fumosorosea ARSEF 2679
Lineage: Eukaryota; Fungi; Ascomycota; Sordariomycetes; Hypocreales; Cordycipitaceae
Product: Peptidase C19, ubiquitin carboxyl-terminal hydrolase 2
Exons: 1
Coding region: 1-2427 (808 amino acids)
Biological process (GO): protein deubiquitination
Cellular component (GO): cytosol; nucleus
Molecular function (GO): cysteine-type endopeptidase activity; cysteine-type deubiquitinase activity
Source: RefSeq, a predicted model, not a curated record
AUGCCCAUGGAGAUGAAUGGGCCUGCGGGAGGUGGAGGUCCCAGACGCAGGCAGCACCAUCACCACCCUCACCACCAUCAGCAAUACAUGCCGCAAUACCAUCAGCAGGCGAACCCCAUGUACCAAAACUAUGGUCAGCAGCAUAACCCUUAUGCGCCUCAGCAACAAUAUUUCGGUAUGCCGCCGCAAAUCCAGAACGGAGGCAUGCCUUCGCCGGGAUACCCGCCCUACCAAGGAUAUGCUCGCUCGCCCCCUGCCAUGCCACAGUACGUGCCCAUGGUCGGUGUCAGUGUGCCUCCUAGCUUUUCGCGACAUGUGCAGAGCUCGCCCAGCCUGUCCACUCCUUAUCAACCACCACAGCCGGCCGCACCUCCUGCACCUCCUGCACCUCAAGCUCCUCCGCACACCCCCGCUUCCUCGCACUCUUCGCAGAUUCAAGCGCCAGUUCUCACACCACCGACCCCUCAAACAAACGAGACCAUAACUCCGCCUUCUGUGGCCCAGGAGCACUCUGCGCCUCCUCCCUCUCCGCCUCCUGUUGUUGAGAGAGCACCCUUUCGCCCGCCUCUGCCAUGGCACUCUUGUCCCGCGGUCGAGUUUCCCGCGAGAACUUCGCCCCGGCGCAAGUCGCGACAACGACAACGAGACGACCAGAAUACCGAAGCAGUUUUGCUUCCCAAGGACCAGCAAGGUACAGCCACGGCUUCGCCAGCCGUCGAGGAAGGCGAGUCUGCCACGCCCGAGACUGCCAAGCAAGCCCAGGCUGCGGACAAAAUCGAGGAGACCGCAGCAGCACCAGUUCAAUCCUCUGAAUCAGAGAAUCCCACCACCGAGCCCACCGAGCCCGCUCCUGUUGUGCGCGCUCCCCCGACUAGCUGGGCCAAGCUCUUCGCCAAGACUCCCGUUGCCGCUGUUGUCAGCAUCAAUGGAGAGAAUGGCACUUCGGAUCAUACAAAUGGCGUCGCUCAAGAUGGCCCCACUGCCGCUUCAUCUGUGCUCAAGGCUAAUGCCAACUCCAUCGCCGAAGCCAUUCUGUCAUACAAAGUUGGCGAAGCUCAGCAAACGUCCGUCUUCCUGGAGCCUCGUGGCCUGAUCAACACUGGCAACAUGUGCUAUAUGAACUCGGUUCUUCAAGUCCUAAUGUAUUGCUCGCCGUUCUACGACUUCCUUGCCCAGAUCAGCAAGCGUGCCGCUCACAGCUUCAACAGCGAGACGCCGCUCCUGGAUGCCAUGAUCAUGUUUAUGCACGAAUACAAAGUGCUUAAAUCGGCACCAAGCAAUGAGCAACUGCGCAAAGUUAUCCGCGGCGACGAGAUUGAGCGCUAUGGGGAGCCCUUUACUCCUGAAUUCGUGUACGAGGCUAUUCGACAGCUCUCGCGAUUCGCCAGCAUGCGACGAGGUCACCAACAAGAUGCUGAGGAGUUUCUCGGUUUCCUACUCCAGUCGCUUGAUGAUGAAUGCACACUGGUGAUGAACAAUGCCUCGCAAACUAGUAGUCAAACGGCCCGCUCUGAGGCUGGUUCGGUGGAUGGCUCUGUCGACCCAAGUGGCGACUGGCUCGAGGUUGGCCGCAAGCGCCGCGCCGCUGUGACUCGCUCUUGGGGCUCAAGCACGUCCACGCCCAUUACCAAAAUCUUCGGUGGUCUCUUGCGAUCCGAGUUCCGCGUUCCCGGCUUGAAGGACUCGAUUACUACGGAACCAUAUCAACCUCUCCAGCUUGACAUUGGCUCGCCCGAGGUUAGAAAUGUUGUGGAUGCUCUUCGUGGUCUCACCCGCCCCGAACGUCUGCAGGGUGACUUCAAUUCACCUCGCGGCAAGGACAUUACCGCAACGAAGCAGGUCUUCAUCGAGACUCUACCCCCUGUAUUGAUUCUACACCUGAAGCGCUUCCAGUUCGAUGCUGAAGGCGGCACGACUAAGAUUUGGAAGAACGUCGGAUACCCCCUUGACCUGGAGAUUCCUCGCGAAGUCCUUGCCCGUCAGGCACGACAGACUCUGAGCAAUGGCGCUCUGCCCAAAUACAAGCUCAUCAGUGUCAUCUACCAUCACGGCAAGAAUGCCAGUGGUGGCCACUACACCGCAGAUGUUCGACGCCAGGACGGUCAUGAAUGGCUCCGACUCGACGAUACAGUCUUGCGCCGGCUUCACAGUGAGCAGGUCGCUGGAGGUGACUCUGAAGAGGACACCAAGGAUGCUCGCAAGCAAAACAGCCAGUCCGGUACCAGCAAUCGCUUUGGUGCCAUGAACGACGAGGAUGAGGGCAAUGAUGAAGGAUGGAACCAAGUGACUGCUUCGACAGGGAGCAAUGGCAAGCGAUGGAGCAGCGUGGUCACUGCCCCCACCAACGGGACAAGCAAGGACAAGUAUGUCAAGGAAAAUAUCAAGGACAACAAGGUGGCGUACAUCUUGUUCUACCAGCGUGUCUAG